AUGCCCCUGGGCCUGGUGGGAUGGCUGCUGAAGAGAGGGUGCAAGGGAAUUCAGGGCAGCUGUGUCUCCUCACCUGAGAAGGCCUGGACUCUUGAUGGGAGGAGGCAGGAGGACAGUUGGACCAUUGAGGCAUCACGAAAGCACGGCUGGCCCCAUGGAGGGUCCCUGCAGAGGUGGUGGCCUUUGGAAAUGGCUCGGUCUCGCAGCAAGCAGGCGUCUGCCCAGCUGACCACCACCUCCAUCCCUCCCCGGGCCAUGGAAGGGGGAAACAUCACCUUGUCGGUCCAGGGGCUCCCUCAGAAUCUCAUCUCCUACAACUGGUUCCGAGGAGCAGCCACUUCCCAGGAUACCCGGAUCCUCAAUUUUAAAUUCACCAACCACGCCCUCACGUCAGGACCAGCCCACAGUGGCCGGGAGACAGGCAGUGCUGAUUGGUCUCUGACCGUCGCUGACAGUGCAGUGGGGCACUCCGAAUACAGCACGCGUGAUGUCGUGUCCUUCUCAGCGCCUGUCCAUCUGUCCAUCAUUGCCGAUGUAAUUGUUGAUCUCCCGGUCAAGGGAGAGGAUUGGGAUGCCCAGACAUUUAAGAACCUCUGCAGUGGAGUGGAGAAGCUGCAGCAGCCCCAGGUAGCCACCCAGAACCUGGCCCCAGUGGAGCACAUGGACUCCUUGCAUUUGACAUGCGUCUCCCCAAACAAAGAUGUAACCAUCCGGUGGUUUCAGAACCUCGAGGUGAUUCAGGAAGGAGAUGGGUCAGCAGUCUCCACGGAUGGCAGGGUCCUCACCAUCCCCAGAGUCACAUGAAAUAACUCUGGCACCUACCACUGCGAGGCCAGGAACCACUUGGCCAGUGAAGCCCUUGUGGUUGGCGUGACCUAUGGCCCUGACACCCCCACCACGACCUCACCAGACCCAGAUUUUGUGAUUGGUUCUAACAUCACCCUGAUCUGCCUGGCCGACUCCCAGCCCCCUGCCCAGUACACGUGGAGCAUCAAUGGGGUCCCCGGGCCUGAGGGCCAGACCCUCUUCAUUCCCAGUCUCUCCAGGGCACACUCGGGGAUCUAUACCCGCAAGGCUUCAAACUCCAUAUCCGGCUUGCACAGCAGCGUGGACACCAGCAUCAGCGUCUCAGAGACACUUCCACAGCCCAAUGUCUCAGCCAAUAACUUAGCCCCAGUAGAGCAUGUGGAAUCCAUCAGCCUGCACUGCUUCCCCCCAAAGAGUACGGUGGCCCUCCUGUGGUAUGUCAAUGGCCAGAGUAUCUUCCCUGGGGGCCACAUGGAGCUGUCCUCAGACCACAGGACGCUGACUCUGCACAACAUCAGCAGGAACGACACGGGGCUCUACCAGUGUGAGAGCAGGAACUCAGCCGCCAGCAGCAUCAGCGACCCCGUCCUUGUCAAAGUCAUUUAUGGCCCAGACCUUCCUGUGGUCAACCCUCUGGACCCAGAGGUCAGGGCUGGCGCAGCCCUCACCCUGUCCUGCUUUGCUGACUCAAACCCCCCUGCCCAGUACCGCUGGGAGGUGGAUGGGAAGCCAGGCCCUGCCACCCAGCACCUGGUCAUCGCGGAGGUCUCCCUGGACCAGGAGGGCAGGUACACCUGCGAAGCCUUCAACAGCAUCACUCACCUUCGCUGCUCAGCCAAUGGGAAGAUCCGGAUCUCAGCAGAAGCUCCAGACAGCAACCUGCAGCCGACCUUGCUCAGGACCGCCAUCCCUGGCGGGGGCAUCGCAGGAAUCACGCUGGGUGUCCUGAUCUGUGUGGCGCUCACAGGGACAGCCGGCUACUUUGUUGGGGUGAUGAGGUCCCAGGUACCCGUUCUGGGCUCUUCAGAGGUCACAGAGCUGGGCCUGCCUGUCUGA
This is a messenger RNA of Phacochoerus africanus (Common warthog), 1863 nucleotides long. Its product is annotated as carcinoembryonic antigen-related cell adhesion molecule 5-like. The record is from RefSeq and is a predicted model, not a curated record. Gene Ontology annotation, biological process: heterophilic cell-cell adhesion. NCBI's taxonomy places the organism in Eukaryota, Metazoa, Chordata, Mammalia, Artiodactyla, Suidae. Gene Ontology annotation, cellular component: cell surface.